GAUGUAGAACAAAUGGGCAAAGUGUGGAACACAUACCAACAUCUUCAGCUAGGAAGAUCACAAGAUAGUUACUCCAUGCAUUAAAAUAAUGUUUAGCAAGUAUAAAUAAUAGUCGGUAGCAUUUAUUACGGAUAUUAAUUGAAUUAUUUUUAACAGUGAAAGUGUGACAGGCCCUUUCAAUGUGGAGCAAUGAGGAACGUUCCUCGUAAUGAGAGAGGUUUUUAUGGUGCUUAACAUUUAAGACACAGGCAGCCGCAAAGAUGGCCUUAAAUGACAGUGGUGUUUCUCCACUGAAGCACUUUGUGCUAGCCAAAAAGAAGAUUACAGAGAUAUUUGAUCAACUCUUAUGUUAUGUCACAGAUGGAGCUGCAUUUGUUGGAGAAACUUACAAAAAUCCAGCAUUAGAAAACAUAGCAACGGAAGAGCAACUGUGCACUAUGGAAGGCUUUAAAACAAAGCUGGCGGUAAUUGGUGAAGUGUUAUCUCGUCGGCAAAUGAAAGUGGCAUUCUUUGGCAGAACAAGCAAUGGAAAAAGUACAGUUAUCAAUGCAAUGCUGUGGGACAAAGUGCUACCAAGUGGAAUUGGACAUACAACUAAUUGCUUCCUCAGUGUAGAAGGAACAGAUGGAGAUAAAGCCUACCUCAUGACUGAAGGAUCAGAAGAGAAGAAAAACUUGAAGACUGUAAAUCAGCUUGCUCAUGCACUUCAUAUGGAUGCAAAUCUGGAUGCAGGUUGUUUAGUGCAAGUUUUCUGGCCAAAAGGAAAAUGUGCACUGCUAAGAGAUGAUCUAGUGCUGGUAGACAGCCCUGGUACAGAUGUCACCACUGAGCUGGACAGCUGGAUUGAUAAGUUUUGCCUUGAUGCUGAUGUCUUCGUCCUAGUGGCUAAUUCUGAAUCUACCCUCAUGAAUACAGAGAAGCACUUUUUUCACAAAGUAAAUGAGAAACUUUCAAAACCCAAUAUCUUCAUUUUGAACAAUCGCUGGGAUGCUUCUGCUUCAGAACCAGAGUACAUGGAUGAAGUUCGUAAACAGCAUAUGGAACGCUGUUUGAAUUUCCUGGUUGAUGAACUGAACUUAAUGGAGGCUUCAGAAGCAGAAGAUCACAUAUUCUUUGUAUCAGCAAAGGAGGCUUUGAACGCCAGAAUGAACAGAGCACAAGGCAUGCCAGAGUAUGGUGGUGCACUAGCAGAAGGGUUUCAAGCAAGACUACAAGAAUUUCAGAAAUUUGAAAAAACAUUUGAGGAGUGUAUCUCGCAAUCAGCAGUGAAAACAAAGUUUGAGCAGCACACUAUUAGGGCAAAGCAGAUCACGGAGUGCGUGAAGAAUAUAGUGGAUGAGAUAAAUGUGAGCGCAGCUACCAAGAGGGUGUAUUCAAUGGAAGAACGUGAGGAUCAUAUUGAUCGACUCAGCUUUGUGCGGAAUCAGCUCAACAUCUUAACUGAUGUUAUUAAGAAGAGAAUUACAGAAUUAACAAAAGAAGUAGAAAAUAAGGUGUCUUCUGCUAUGAGUGAUGAAAUUUGUCGUCUUUCUGUGUUGGUUGAUGAAUUCUGUUCUGACUUCCAUCCUGCUCCAUCAGUUUUGAAAAUUUAUAAAAAUGAACUUAACCAGCACAUAGAUGAAGGCAUGGGGAGAAACUUGGCAGAUCGUUGCUCCAGUGCAGUGAAUUUUUCACUACAGAAGGCUCAGCAAGACAUGAUAGAAAACCUUCUACCUUUACUGCCCUCUGGUAUUCAGAAUCAGCUCCAUAUAUUGGUCCCAUACCGGAAGUUUGAUCUCAGCUACGAUUUGAACUGCGAUAAACUGUGCGCAGAUUUCCAAGAAGAUAUUGAAUUUCGUUUCUCACUUGGCUGGAGCGCCCUUGUCAGUCGCUUUUUGGGACAUAAAGGAGCUCACAGGGCCCUUCUAGGAUUCUCAGAUAAAAUCCCACAGAGCAUACCCUGUACACCUUCUACAACAAGUCUUCCUGCACUGUCUCAGCAAAAUGUCUCACAGGAAGAAGUCAUGGUUUCCUUGGUAACUGGCCUAGCUUCAGUAACAUCACGGACUUCAAUGGGAGUAGUAAUCGUUGGAGGACUGGUAUGGAGGACUGUGGGGUGGAAAAUGAUAGCCCUUUCCCUUGGUUUGUAUGGACUACUAUAUUUUUAUGAAAGGCUGACCUGGACAACUAAAGCUAUGGAAAGAACUUUCAAGAAGCAGUUUGUAAACUAUGCUACUGACAAACUACAAAUGAUUGUUAGUUUCACUAGUGCAAACUGCAGUCAUCAAGUCCAGCAGGAAAUGGCUUCCACUUUUGCUCGGUUAUGCCAGCAGGUCGAUAUCACACAGAAGAAUCUGCAGGAGGAAAUUGAGAUGCUAACCAAGAAGAUUGAGCAUUUAGAUAAUGUACAAAAGGGUGCAAAACAGCUGAGGAGCAAAGCAAGUUUGCUGGAAGGGGAGCUGGAUAUUUUCACAAAGGAGUACCUACUGCAACAUAGUCAACUCAGACUUUAAAGAAACCUUAAUUCCAACUUUCACUACAUUCAUCAUUGAGCAGAAAUUCAAGAAACAGUUCUAUACAUUGUGCAGGGGUAGCAACAUUUAAUUUUGUUUUCCCAGUUCUGUAAAUUUGUCACUCAACUGUGACAAAAAUGCUCUUAGUGUUCUAAAGAAUACUAGAAUGCUGAAAGUCUGUUCCACUUUUUGGAACGUUUUAACUAUCAAUUGGUGCACAUGUUGAGUUAUGCGAUGAAUUCAAGAUGGUGCUAAAUUUUCUUUGUUAACUAAUUCUUAAGUCACAGUAUAUUGUAUUUAAGAACAGAAUAUGAUGAACAAAUUGUAGUUUAUGAAUUUCAGGACAGACUUUCAGAAAAAUGGAGUUAGUUACUUGCUGUUCUUUCAUUUUUCAGAUUAAAAUGUACAUGGUGCAGUCUUUCUUCUUUUUAGACGUUCAAUGAAAUUGACAGGUGAUCUCAAAAUAAAUUGUAUUUGCUUUAAUGUGCUGGCAGUUUGUAAAACUGGCAGCAAAAAAUGCUGAAUGUGUUUCAAGAAUCCAUACGAUUUUUCAAAUGAUUAAUGGGAAGCUCGCUUAAGGUACAAGAACAGUAUAAUUUUGUGUGGAAGACAUUAUUGAAUUGCAAAAUACAAGAAUUUUUUCAAAGAAACAAAGUCUUGUCUAUUUCAAAAUAUAAUUUAAAUAUAUUCGUAUUUACCUUAGAAGAAACAGAAACUGCUUGCUGUUUGCUUUUUUUCUAUGUUAACAGAAUGCAACAUGCAAAUAUGAAUAAAUCAAUGUAAUAAACCAUACUGUUUUAUGGCA
Molecule: messenger RNA, 3297 nt
Organism: Protopterus annectens (West African lungfish)
Lineage: Eukaryota; Metazoa; Chordata; Ceratodontiformes; Protopteridae
Gene: MFN1
Product: mitofusin 1
Exons: 19
Coding region: 261-2492 (743 amino acids)
Biological process (GO): mitochondrion localization; mitochondrial fusion
Cellular component (GO): mitochondrial outer membrane
Molecular function (GO): GTP binding; GTPase activity
Source: RefSeq, a predicted model, not a curated record